Messenger RNA from Racocetra persica, 154 nucleotides. NCBI's taxonomy places the organism in Eukaryota, Fungi, Glomeromycota, Glomeromycetes, Diversisporales, Gigasporaceae. The record is from the annotation of a GenBank genome assembly.
AGACUUCUAUCAUUCAAAAUUAUGAAAUAAUUGCACCCUUUUAUUUAACAAUUCCUAAUGAAAAAAAUUUAAAUGUAUAUUUUCAACUUAUUGAUGAUACUCCUGUUGAAUUUUACUCAUAUUUGUAUGAUAGCGAAUUUUCUAUCAAAGUGGA